GAUAAACAGUGACGCCAUCACUGCAACGUGAAGAACACACAAUUCGCGCAAUUUUUGUAAUGGUUAAAAGCACAGAGUUGGGCUUCAGUUUAUUUAUCUAACGUUACUGAAAAUGGAUGAGGACGAGGCACAAAAACAGAGACUUAAAGCGGCUGUGCAUUAUACUGUCGGCUGUCUGUGCCAAAACAUCGCCGCGGACUGCGAGAAACAAAUCACUAAACAGACAAUAGCAGCUAUUGCGGAGACAGCGUUCAGACAGUGCGAUAUAUUUGCCAAGGACUUGGAAGCGUUUGCGAGACAUGCUAAAAGACACACAGUUACAGUGGACGAUGUAAAGCUGACAGCGAGGAGAACCACUGCACUGUACAACUACAUUCAGCAGAAAAGUGAAGAACUGGCUUUGAACAACCAAGAACUGAAGGAGAAGAGGAAGAAAAAUGCUGCCAAGAGGAAGAGCAAAGACAUGGAAGCUGAGGAGGAGAAUGAGCUUGAAGACUGA
Molecule: messenger RNA, 499 nt
Organism: Labeo rohita (rohu)
Lineage: Eukaryota; Metazoa; Chordata; Actinopteri; Cypriniformes; Cyprinidae
Gene: cenps
Product: centromere protein S
Exons: 5
Coding region: 113-499 (128 amino acids)
Biological process (GO): replication fork processing; resolution of meiotic recombination intermediates
Cellular component (GO): FANCM-MHF complex; Fanconi anaemia nuclear complex
Molecular function (GO): protein heterodimerization activity; chromatin binding
Source: RefSeq, a predicted model, not a curated record